Messenger RNA from Pseudo-nitzschia multistriata, 2043 nucleotides. Lineage: Eukaryota; Bacillariophyta; Bacillariophyceae; Bacillariales; Bacillariaceae. The record is from the annotation of a GenBank genome assembly.
CUAGAAAGGCGACUUAACCCAAAAUAAGAAUCCAAACCAUCGGACUCCAACAAACGACAAGAUGAAGCUUUACAAUCUCCCUGCCGCAUUCUGUGGUAUUUCAUCGUCUCUAUCAUCGCUCAAUCAUCAUUGGCARCCGUCCCACUUCCGCAUUCGCCGACCUGCCGCAUUUGUAGCCAAAUCAAGAAUUUCUUCUUCUGGCUUUCAAAUAGAACCCUUGGCGACGAAUAAUAUCCUUGAUUACCACGGUAAUUGCUGUCGGUUGUUCUCAUGCCGCUCUGAACCCGAAAAUGGAAUAUUUUAUCGUCAGAAUAGACUACGACAACGAAGAAAAUAUUUUCACAGCCCAAACCCACAAAUCAGCAACCAUAUACACCAUUUUGGAAGCAGAUAUAMAGUUGCCUUUAGUACUUCUUCUUUCGAUCGUGACUCUAUUGCCGAAUCACCUGCUAAAGCCGUARACGACAAGGAUGUUUCACAUCAACCUCCGUCUUUUAGAGUAUUCUACAACGAUGUGUAUGAAGUGACCUUGCCCCCUCGCCAUCGAUUCCCAAUGGGAAAAUAUAGAAAAGUUCGAGAAAGGGUGCAAGACCUGAUAUCGAAGCUGCCUCAAGACCAACAACAAAGYGUGAAUUGCGGUGAGUAACGAUUGGCUCCAUGCAAAAGCGUGAAAUUGUAUUCCMAAAAACUAUUCUAUUUGGCUUGGAAAUGAGUCACCCUGCAGAGUUUGUGCGAAGAAGUAUGUUGUGUUUUCCAACUAAACACAAAGAAGAGCAUUGAGAGUUACGUGUGUAUCUCAUAAAAUCUCUGCACUACAAUCGAAAUAUCUAUUUUUUCUCCCGACUCCCUUGCGCUAGAUUUUCAAGUUUCUCCUCUGGCAACAUUUGAUGAGCUAUCAACCACRCACGAUACUACGUAUAUCCAACGAUUUUUGAAGGGCGACCAAACAGAAAGAGAACAGCGCAACGUUGGCUUUCCUUGGUCAAAAGAGGGGGUGGACCGUGCUCUGAGUUCGGUCGGUGGCACCCUGGCAGCGGCCUGUUUUGUCUGCGAACAACAAAGACAGCGAAUAAAGACGGAAGAGAAGUCUGMGGAGCGUGCCACACCGUCUGCGCCUUUCUGGGCGGCACAUAUAGCUGGUGGGACCCAUCACGCAUUUCACGAUUACGGCGAGGGGUUCAGUGUAUUCUCGGACAUGGCCGUAGCUGCAAACGUCGUUUUGGAUCGAUAUCCCGAUGUCAUCAAGAAUAACAUAUUGAUGAUUGAUUUGGACGUACACCAGGGAAAUGGCAAUGCCGUAUUGUUUCAGCGUGGGGAUUCAACCGACGAAACCGCGCUUCACAAAAAACACGCCGAUCGAGUUUUUACCUUUUCCAUGCACUGUUCGGGGAAUUACUUCUCUCCCAAACAAGAAUCGGAUCUCGAUAUUGAACUACCGAUUGGCUGCCAAGAUCAGGCUUAUCUGAUGACACUGAAUCACUGGUUGAAACGCUUUCGAUUAGAACACAACGGGGAAGGUUCUAAGCACAAAUUGGAUUUGAUCAUAUUUCAAGCAGGCGUCGAYGUUUUGGAGKCCGAUCGGCUCGGGCGCAUGGAUUUGUCCCCGGAGGCGGUUACGCGGCGAAACGAGCUGGUGUAUGAGUUCGCUCACGAUUUGAAACUACCACUGGUWAUUUGUAUGGGGGGAGGGUAUCCAAAACGAGAAGACGCCUGGAAACCCAUCAUUGAUGCCCAUGCCGAUGUCUAUUUCGGAGCACACCAAUUUUUGAGUCGUUUGUCGCAACCCUAGACGAUAAAACUCGGUCUAACAASUAGAAGAUGACCGAGUUCAAUUUUUCCUCCYUUUCAGAAUCAUGAUGAAAGGAUUGUGGUUGAAAAUGUUUCAUAUCAAAAAUUGAGGUUUUCGAUGCUUGAGAAACAUAUGUAGUCGUUUUGGAAGUCGUCGUCGUAGGUGCUAGCUAUACGAUACAUGUGGCACGAAGAGCUGGGUUCUAGCAACCCAAAUUUAACAGAACUAAGGUAAAAUAACCAAAAGUGUCASGU